AUGUUCAUUCUGACUACCAUCUCCGAUCUGAUCCAGAUCUCCCCAGAAGACUUUUCCAAGUAUAGUGCGGUUGCUAUUGAAGACAAUAUCAACGAGAAAUAUGCCAACAAGGUGAUUCAAAAAAUCGGCCUGUGUAUCGGCUUCUACGACUUAUUAGAGUCUUCGGACGGUCUUAUCGGUCACGGGACAGGUCUGGUCAACGUUAAUGUCAAAUUUCGUUUGAUUGUGUUCCGGCCGUUCAAGGGAGAGAUCAUACUCGGGAAGAUCUCCAGUGCUACGGAGCAUGGGAUCAAGAUUGGUGUCGAAUUCUUCAACGACAUCUUUGUGCCCCCAGACCUUUUGUUAGAGGGCGCCAGAUUCGACUACGCAGAUCAAGUCUGGAUCUGGGACAGCGAGGACGGUUCGUCGUUCUAUUUCGAUGUAGGAGAAAUUGUCCGGCUGCGCGUGGAGAUGGAAGAAUGGCACGACCAAAUUCCCAAUGCGCCAGACCUUGGGGACACAGCAGCAACCGAAAGAAAGCCUCCGUAUUCGAUUAUUGGCUCGAUGCAGAUGGCUGGUUUGGGUCCGAUUUCCUGGUGGUAG
Aspergillus chevalieri is the source of this 582-nucleotide messenger RNA. RefSeq names its product DNA-directed RNA polymerase III subunit RPC25 (gene RPC25). Gene Ontology annotation, biological process: transcription initiation at RNA polymerase III promoter; DNA-templated transcription. Gene Ontology annotation, cellular component: RNA polymerase III complex. The record is from RefSeq and is a predicted model, not a curated record. The transcript has 7 exons. Bases 1 to 582 code for a protein of 193 amino acids. NCBI's taxonomy places the organism in Eukaryota, Fungi, Ascomycota, Eurotiomycetes, Eurotiales, Aspergillaceae.